GAGUAUGAUGGCGUUUGGCAAUUUAGCUCAUUUGCUUUCCUAAAACUUACAGGCUAAGGAAAUGAACUGCGCUCGGACAGCUUUUAAUCUGAUGCUGCUCUCAUUUGAACCCCAUUUCUCCCCACAGAGCCCGUCUUCGGCCGCCCUACGGCACUUCGGAUACCUUGACCCCCAACAGCUUAGAAUUCAAGUUCUUACUUCAAAUGUACCUUUUCCUUCCCACCAAAAAAAAAAACAAAUACUGUCAUCUGAGAAAAAGAAAUAGACCCGAAACCUUCACUAUUCUUCUGCUUUUCCUUUUGCUUUCCAAAAAUCAUAAUCAAAACACCUUUGCUUUGGAAUCAACCUUCGGAUUACUCGUGAGGGGCCGCUUCCGUGCAGUUUCCCGCGACAGGGAAGUGAAAAAGGGACUUAUAGGAUGAAGCUGGUGGUAGAAGUCGUGGACGCCCAUGAUCUAAUGCCCAAGGACGGUGAAGGAUCAUCUAGUCCAUUCGUUGAAGUUGACUUCGAUAACCAACGCAGCAGGACCAAGACCGUGCAUAAAAACCUCAACCCCACCUGGAACCAGACGCUUUCCUUCCGGCUUGAUGACCCCAAGAGCCUGAACAACCGCACCAUUGAGGUGUGCAUCUACAACGAGCGGAGGACAUUCCCCACCCGCAAUUUCCUUGGGAAGGUAAGGAUCCAUGGCUCCAAUAUAGUUAGAGAAGGAGAGGAAGUCUUACAAAGAUUCCCAUUAGAAAAGAAGUGGUUUUUCUCAUCUGUGAAGGGUGAGAUCGGCCUGAAAAUUCACAUUUCAACCAAACCCAUAUCCGCACUUCCACCUGUUUCUGAUAAUUCUACUGCUGCUGCUACUGAUAUUGUUACUAAUACUACUACUAUCAGUGCCAAUAAAACCGCUGCCACUGCUGUUGACAAUAACAGCACUGAUACUGGUGUUGUUGCUGACGCUACUACUGCGACGGCUGCACCAGCUCUUCCUGAUACCACAACUGCUAGUGCUGCACCUGCUGUUGCUGAUACUCUCACUUCUGUUGCUGCUGCUGACAAAACUACCGCCUCCACUCCACCUAAAGAAGCAGUGAAGAUCAAGGAACCCGUGGAAGUGAAGAUUGAGACGACCCAACACGUAAACAAACAAGAAGUUUCUCAGCAGCCGGGGAUAUCAGUGGAGGAGAGACGGCAAGAAAGUGUGCCAGUGCUGCUAACCAUGCACCAGGUCCAUCCACAAGCCCGUCUCAAUCCCCAUGAGGAUUACAAGCUGAAAGACACCAGCCCACGGCUUGGUGAGCGAUGGUGGAUGGGAGGCCGAGGCAGAGGGUGGAUGAGUGGAGACAGAUAUGCCAGCACGUACGACCUUGUCGAACAGAUGUACUACCUAUAUGUAAGGGUGGUCAAGGGGAAAGAUUUCCCCACCGACCCCGUUAGCGUAAGCUGCAACCCGUAUGUGGAGGUGAAGCUGGGGAACUAUAAGGGCACGACGAAGCACUUCGAGAAGAAGACCAAUCCUGAGUGGAACCAGGUGUUUGCAUUCUCAAAAGAGAGGAUUCAGUCGUCGAUGUUGGAGGUUUAUGUCAAGGAAAAGGAGACAGUGGGGAGGGACGACUGGCUCGGGAAGGUAGUGUUCGACCUGAAUGAGGUGCCAACUCGGGUGCCGCCUGACAGCCCGUUGGCGCCUCAGUGGUACAGGUUGGAGGACCGGCGAGGCAAUGGAAAGGGGAGAGGAGAGAUCAUGCUUGCUGUUUGGAUGGGGACGCAGGCCGACGAGGCCUUCCCAGAAGCCUGGCACUCGGAUGCUGCCUCAGUUCAUGGGGAGGGUGUGUUCAACAUCCGAUCAAAGGUCUACGUCUCACCAAAACUCUGGUACCUCAGGGUGAAUGUGAUCGAGGCCCAGGACAUACAGCCAAAUGACAGGAGCCGGCUUCCAGAGGCGUUCGUGAGAGCCCAAGUUGGCAAUCAGGUCCUCAAGACAAAAAUCUGCCCGAGUAGCACCAGAAACCUGCUCUGGAACGAGGACCUGGUUUUCGUAGCAUCUGAGCCCUUUGAAGAGCAGUUGGUUCUUACAAUUGAGGACCGAGUGCAGCAGACAAAAGACGAGGUGAUCGGGAAGAUCACACUGUCACUCAACGAAUUUGAAAGGCGACUGGAUCACAGGCCCGUCCAUUCCCGCUGGUUCAACCUUGAGAAGCACGGGUUCGGUAUCCUGGAAGGUGACAAAAACAAGGAGCUAAAAUUCUCAAGCAGGAUUCACUUAAGAGUGUGCCUUGAGGGAGGUUACCAUGUGCUUGACGAGUCGACCAUGUAUAUAAGUGACCAGCGUCCCACUGCAAGGCAGCUCUGGAAGCAGCCGAUAGGCAUACUGGAAGUGGGAAUUUUGAGUGGGCAAGCGCUGCUGCCCAUGAAAAUGAAGGAUGGAAGAGGCACCACCGAUGCUUACUGUGUUGCUAAGUAUGGACAGAAGUGGGUGCGGACAAGGACCAUAAUCGACAGCUUCAAUCCCAAAUGGAAUGAGCAAUACACAUGGGAGGUUUACGACGCGUGCACGGUAAUCACACUGGGAGUUUUUGAUAACUGUCACUUGGGCGGCAAUGAAAAGCCAGCCAGUGGUGGCCCGGCUAGAGACUCAAGGAUCGGAAAGGUAAGGAUCCGGCUAUCUACCCUGGAAACAGAUCGGAUUUACACACAUUCCUACCCUCUCCUUGUUCUACACCCAUCUGGGGUGAAGAAGAUGGGGGAGCUUCAGCUAGCAAUUCGUUUCACUUGCUUGUCACUGGUUAACAUGAUACAUUUGUACGGUCAUCCACCGCUCCCAAAGAUGCAUUAUCUCCAUCCCUUCACCGUCAAUCAAUUAGACAGCCUGCGAUACCAGGCCAUGAACAUAGUAGCAGUGAGGCUUGGAAGGGCUGAACCGCCGCUUAGGAAGGAGGUUGUGGAGUACAUGCUUGAUGUGGAUUCUCAUAUGUGGAGCAUGAGAAGAAGCAAAGCAAACUUCUUCAGGAUCAUGUCCCUGCUUGCAGGGAUGAUUGCAAUUGGCCGAUGGUUUGGUGAUGUUUGUCACUGGAAGAACCCGAUCACAUCCGUGUUGGUUCACAUCCUGUUCACGAUCCUGAUCUGGUACCCGGAACUUAUACUUCCAACUGUAUUCCUCUACAUGUUCCUCAUUGGAAUAUGGAACUACAGGUUCAGGCCAAGGCACCCACCUCACAUGGACACGAAACUCUCAUGGGCUGAGGCAGUCCACCCAGAUGAGCUGGACGAGGAGUUCGACACAUUCCCAACAUCUAAGACCCAUGACUUGGUUCGAAUGAGGUAUGAUCGGCUAAGGAGCGUGGCGGGCAGGAUACAGACCGUGGUGGGAGACAUGGCGACGCAAGGGGAGAGAUUCCAGUCCCUGCUCAGCUGGAGAGACCCUAGAGCUACUAGUGUCUUCAUAGUCUUCUGCCUGUUUACUGCAGUGGUGCUGUAUGUUACACCCUUCAGGGUGGUGGCUCUGAUUGUUGGCAUAUACAUGCUCCGCCACCCCAGAUUCCGGAGCAAGCUGCCUUCGGUGCCCAGCAAUUUCUUCAAGAGAUUACCAGCUCGCACUGACAGCAUGAUUUGAUGAGAGGAAGAGACAUGAGAGCUGUUGCAGCUUCCAUGGCAGAUAACUAGUUUUGAGUUUCUUGUGAGCAUCUCUUCCUUUGACAGCCGCAGGGAGUACCUUCUUCAGGAUUCAGCUUCCAAGUUCAGAACUAGAAACGAAGGGUGUUUGUGAAGUUGUAAUAAUGUGUUUGGUUAUGGUCUAACAUCUUUGGCUGUUUUCUUCUUCUUCU
Magnolia sinica is the source of this 3812-nucleotide messenger RNA. RefSeq names its product FT-interacting protein 1-like. Lineage: Eukaryota; Viridiplantae; Streptophyta; Magnoliopsida; Magnoliales; Magnoliaceae. The record is from RefSeq and is a predicted model, not a curated record. The transcript has a single exon. The coding region runs from base 419 to 3601 and encodes 1060 amino acids.